AUGCUCUCAGUACAUCCCGUAUCCAAAGUUCUAUGGCAUUUUCGUUUAAAAAAUGUUGGGCUUGGAUCAACUGCGUUAGGUUCACUUCGUGCGAAAUGGCUCUCUGGAAAGGAUGCAUGGGGGCCUGAAGUUCCAGUUGGUUUGACUCAUGGACAUCCUGACAGUCCUGAAACGCAUACUUGGGAUUCCUUAGUUCACUCUUCACCAGAUUUUGGCGGCAAACCAUUGCCACAUUAUUCGUACCGUGAAAUUCCUAAAGGAAGAACAUAUGCAGAUUAUAGGCUAACAUAUUUUUUCAGCGCAGGACAUUAUUAUAUGCCUUACUUGGAUGAAUUUACUGAUGAAGAGUUAGGCAUACCACCAGACGAUGCUCCUGAUCCAGAUUACUGGGGUAACCACUACGAGAAAUACGGGACUUACCGUUAG
Molecule: messenger RNA, 426 nt
Organism: Enterobius vermicularis (human pinworm)
Lineage: Eukaryota; Metazoa; Nematoda; Chromadorea; Rhabditida; Oxyuridae
Source: the annotation of a GenBank genome assembly